AUGCGGGAGUACCUGCCAUUCCCGGCGGGGAUGCCUGACAUUUGCAUACAUUUGCAUCCGCCCAUCAUCGCCAUCCAGCGCGGAGCCUGCGGGCAGGGCCAAGAACAUCCUAAUAGCCUGCGGCACAAAUACAACUUUAUUGCAGAUGUGGUGGAGAAGAUAGCUCCUGCUGUGGUUCACAUUGAAUUAUUUCGCAAACUUCCUUAUUCGAAGAGGGAGAUUCCUGUUGCCAGUGGUUCAGGGUUCAUCGUCUCAGAAGACGGACUGAUAGUGACAAAUGCCCAUGUUGUCACCAACAAAAACCGGGUGAAGGUGGAACUGAAGAACGGUGAAACAUAUGAAGCUAAAAUUAAAGAUGUUGACGAAAAAGCUGACAUUGCACUAAUUAAAAUAGAUUCUCAGGGUAAAUUGCCAGUUCUUCUGCUUGGUCAGUCUGCAGACUUGAGACCAGGAGAAUUUGUGGUCGCAAUUGGAAGUCCAUUUUCUCUUCAAAACACAGUGACUACGGGGAUUGUUAGUACCACUCAGCGUGGAGGGAAGGAGCUGGGGCUCCGCAACUCCGAUAUGGACUAUAUUCAGACCGAUGCCAUCAUCAACUAUGGAAACUCCGGAGGACCCCUAGUAAAUCUGGAUGGUGAAGUCAUAGGAAUUAACACAUUAAAAGUUACAGCAGGGAUCUCAUUUGCUAUCCCAUCGGAUAAAAUCAAAAAGUUCCUAACUGAAUCCGAUGACAGACAAGCUAAAGGAAAAGCUAUAACCAAAAAGAAAUACAUUGGCAUUCGAAUGAUGUCUCUAACUCCUAGCAAAGCUAGAGAGCUGAAGGAUCGCCAUAAAGACUUUCCUGAUGUUGUCUCUGGGGCCUAUGUUAUUGAAGUAAUUCCAGAAACACCAGCUGAAGCUGGUGGCCUGAAGGACAACGAUGUGAUUAUAAGCAUCAAUGGACAGUCGAUAAGUUCAGCCAGUGAUGUCAGUGACAUUAUUAAAAAGGACAGUACGUUGAACAUGGUUGUACGCAGGGGCAACGAAGACGUUAUGUUAACAGUAGUUCCUGAAGAAAUCGAUCCCUAACCACAAACAUGAGCUGGAUUUCAUGUUUUCUUUUAACAGCAUUGGACUGCUU
Aptenodytes forsteri (emperor penguin) is the source of this 1120-nucleotide messenger RNA. RefSeq names its product HtrA serine peptidase 1 (gene HTRA1). Lineage: Eukaryota; Metazoa; Chordata; Aves; Sphenisciformes; Spheniscidae. Gene Ontology annotation, molecular function: serine-type endopeptidase activity; protein binding. The transcript is spliced from 10 exons. The coding region runs from base 1 to 1068 and encodes 355 amino acids. Gene Ontology annotation, biological process: programmed cell death; positive regulation of apoptotic process; proteolysis. The record is from RefSeq and is a predicted model, not a curated record.